Filobasidium floriforme is the source of this 1622-nucleotide messenger RNA. RefSeq lists its product as uncharacterized. The coding region runs from base 141 to 1538 and encodes 465 amino acids. Gene Ontology annotation, molecular function: zinc ion binding; DNA-binding transcription factor activity, RNA polymerase II-specific. The transcript is spliced from 7 exons. Gene Ontology annotation, biological process: regulation of DNA-templated transcription. The record is from RefSeq and is a predicted model, not a curated record. Lineage: Eukaryota; Fungi; Basidiomycota; Tremellomycetes; Filobasidiales; Filobasidiaceae.
GGAGGGAGAGUGCUAAUACAUCCUGAUCAGGUCACCGUUCGCUCGAGGUAGCCAUCCGAGUGUGACGAGGCAUCGGAAAAAGAGUCAGGAGACUCACCAAAUCAUCCUGUGGGGCACGCUCUGAAGCAAAGGCCACCUGAAUGUCAAACCCGCGUGCGAUGCCCAUCUUGGAUCCCCGAGAUUAUGGUAGAGAUGGUCGAAGGGAUAGCGAAUCCAUGCAAUCCGAGUAUGGGGAGCCUUCCUCCUCGACCCUGAAGCGUCCCUCUACAGAUGGAACGCAGACAUCGUCACGGAAGAAAUCCAAGGUGGUCACGGCUUGCUCGCAAUGCGUCAAGCGGAAAUCCCGAUGCGAACUCGUCACCGAGGCGGGAUGUCAUCGAUGCGUCGUCCUCCAGACCGAUUGUUCGCUACGAGGCACGGUCCCAAUAGCUGGACCGUCAUAUUCGAGCGCCCAGUCUCACAGCGGGGAAUCUCCAGAGCAGGUCGGGUCCGAGCUGCAUUCACGGCUCGAACGGAUAGAAGAUCGUCUGGAUCGCCUGUUGGACCGCAGGGAACAUAGCUACGUCCAGCCUCUGUCUGAGCGGGAGGAAGCGAUCGACUGGGUGACGAUGGCCCCGGAUUACAAUGCUACCGGAUCGCUAUCGUCGCAUGCAUUCAAGGUGAUGGGACGUCCAAAGCUGAACUUUGAAGAUCCCGUGGCUUCGGGGAUCGUCAGUGCAAUCGAAUUGAGAUGCGUUCAUGACAAGUUCGUAGCGGUCUGUGACGACAUCUUCCUCGUCACCCAGCUGGGUAUAUCAAGCAGCUCUCCACCGUCAAACCUCUUUGUGCAGACCUGCAUGCUCUACUUUGUCGCCUGUUUCAAGGACUCGACCUUUUCCAUGCCUCGAGAACAACGCCAUGCGAUCUAUGCCCUGAUGGAUCGGCAAUACGUGAUCAUGUUACGGGCAGAUCCGUCGAGAGACCUCGUGCUCGGGCUAUUGAUCCUGGCGUUCUCGUCGUUACCUCAGCUCGAGCAGAACGUGAUCUACGCAGACCCGUUUCGAUCUUCCGUGUUGGCGUACAACAUGGCGGCCGAUUUGGGACUGGAAGAGUCGAUGAGGAAGCUCAGGCUGCUUCGACCAUCAGAGAUCACGUGGGCGGUCUAUGAAAAGCUGCUCAGGGAUGUCGGAUUGUGGUACUCGAUCUCGCAUCGUUACGUAUGGAGCAAGAUCGUGGGCAACCCAAACUGGGAAGCCGGGCGAGCCUCUGUGCCCUUUCACCUCCUGGCGCCAUUGGAUACCGAGUUUAUUCAACAGUCCAGCCUGUUGUCACACCUUUGGUUGGAGUCUGACUUGCUGGACACCGCUUCUAGUCCGGCCCGGGCUUGUGGGAGGAUGCGGAUAGAGCAACAAUUCCAUCAACACCAGCUCGACGACUACGCCCUGGAUCUGGAGCGCGCUCAGGCGAGGAUCGUCGAGCAGAGACGCGCCAUUCAGGCGACCCCUCGUCGACGGCCGCAUACCUCGUCCUGGAGUCGUAUCAUCUCGCAUUUUCGCUGAGCAUGCAGGGAUCCACCGAAGCGCGCAACAUGCCUUCGCCCCUCGCCGCCCAGUUGCGUAUCGAUUGCCUCGUGCGGUUCGGCU